Molecule: messenger RNA, 7407 nt
Organism: Papaver somniferum (opium poppy)
Lineage: Eukaryota; Viridiplantae; Streptophyta; Magnoliopsida; Ranunculales; Papaveraceae
Product: protein SWEETIE
Exons: 48
Coding region: 244-7167 (2307 amino acids)
Biological process (GO): carbohydrate metabolic process
Source: RefSeq, a predicted model, not a curated record
AGCCUAAAAUAGCUAGCGAAAUUUUGUCUUCUUGUCCCCAGCCAAAUCAUUUCCCGUCACCCCAAUAUCAACUUUCGAUCUGGUCCUUCGUAAAUAGACAUCUUCAUCUGCCAGUGGGGCGAAGGGGAUUCAUCAAUGACCUGAAUUGUCACUGUUUUUUUUUUUUUCUUAUCGCGGAAUUGUCACUGUGGAGAACGGAAUAUUAUUCUCACUUUCUCUCUAGUCUAUGUUAACUACUCUUCCAUGGCGAAGAAUUUCGUAAGAGAGAAUGUUCCUCUCUCUAGAUUUGGAGUUUUAGUCGCACAGUUAGAAUCAAUUGUAGCUUCUGCUGCUCAACAACCUCCUGAAUCUGUUCUUUGUUUUGAUCUUCUCUCAGAUCUCAUCUCUGCUAUCGACGAAGAACCCAAGGAUUCAAUUCUUCUAUGGCAGAGAAAAUGCGAAGAUGCUCUUUAUUCUCUGCUUAUACUUGGUGCUCAUCGUCCUGUACGACAUUUAGCGUCUUUAGCAAUGGCAAGAAUUAUAUCCAAAGGAGAUGGGAUUUCUAUAUAUUCUAGAGCAAGUAGUCUUCAGGGUUUACUCUCAGAUGGAAAAAGAAGUGAACCUCUUCGUGCCGCUGGAGCAGCUCAAUGCUUGGGAGAAUUAUAUAGGAAUUUUGGGAGAAGGAUUACUUCUGGUUUACUUGAAACUACUAAUAUUGCGGCAAAGUUGAUAAGGUUCAACGAGGAUUUUGUGAGACAAGAAGCUCUGGAAAUGCUCCAAAACGCAUUAGAAGGUUCAGGUGGCACUGGUGCCUUUGCAGCCUAUGCUGAAGCAUUUCGGCUCAUAAUGCGGAUUGGUGUGUGGGAUAAAUCAUUCAUUGUCAGAAUAGCUGCUGCAAGAUGUCUGAAGACCUUUGCAAGUAUUGGAGGACCUGGGUUAGGAGUUACGGAGCUUGAUAACUCUGCCACUUACUGUGUCAAGGUUCUUGAGGAUCCAAUGUCAUCUGUCAGAGAUGCUUUUUCUGAAGCUCUAGGUGCAUUACUUGCUCUAGGAAUGAAUCCUGAGGCUCAGGUACAACCAAGACGAAAAACUCCUGCUACUCCAACACGAAAGCUUGAUGGUUGUUUGCAAAAGCAUUUGACUGGUCCAUUUGUGAGAGCAAAUGGAGUACACGCGAAGGACGUCAGAAUCGGGCUAACAUUGUCAUGGGUAUUCUUUCUACAGGCAAUCCGUUUGAAGUAUUUUCACCCAGAUAGCGAUCUUUCAGAAUUUGCUUUGCAGGCUCUGGACAUGCUUCGUGGGGACUCUUCUGUAGACGCUCAUGCACUGGCAUGUGUUCUGUACAUUCUUCGCGUGGGGGUAGUUGAUCAAAUGACUGAAAGCACUCAAAGGAGCUUUUUGGUUCUUUUGGGGAGACAGCUGGAAUUUCAUGAUAUCAGCCCUUCUAUGGAAGUUGCUGUAUUACGUACCUGUUCGUAUAUUCUGAAGACUUUAGGAGAGGUCCCUUUAGAAUUCAAGGAAGUCCUUGACAACACAGUUGUGGCGGCGCUGUCGCAUUCCGCAGUACUUGUGCGGAUAGAAGCUGCUUUGACUUUACGCGCAUUAGCAGAGGUCGACCCUACUUGUGUUGGCGGUUUGAUUUCUUUCGCGGUGACAACAAUUAAUGCCUUAAGGGAAAGUGUUUCAUUUGAAAAGGGCAGCAAAUUACAGCUUGAGCUUGACGCAUUGCAUGGCCAAGCUACAAUAUUAGCAGCUUUAGUGUCCAUCUCUCCAAAGCUACCUCUUGGUUAUCCAGCAAAAUUGCCGAAAUUAGUGCUGGAUGUUUCGAGGAAACUACUGACUGAAUAUAGUCGGAAUCCUGUUGCUGCUACUGCUAAAAAUGAAGCCGGGUGGUUGCUCUUAGCAUCACUUAUAGCCUCCAUGCCAAAGGAGGAGCUUGAAGAUCAAGUUUUUGAUAUCUUGUCUCUGUGGGCUUCUCCAUUUGGUGGAAUUCAAGAAUAUGCAGCUAAGCAAAAUGAAGACCUUACAUCUGAGAUACGUGUAUGGUCUGCUGCAAUUGAGGCUCUUACUGCAUUUAUAAGAUCCUUUAUUUCCCAACCUCUCGUUGCUUCUGAUAACGGCGUUCUACUCCAGCCAGUGCUAAUAUACCUUGGCAGGGCUUUGUCCUACAUAUCGUUGCUAACCUCGAAACAACCACCGAACGUGAAACCAGCUCUGGACCUGUUUGUCAUUAGGACAUUAAUAGCAUAUCAAUCUCUACCUGAUCCAAUGGCCUACAAAAAUGAUCACGCUUCGAUCAUCCAAAUCUGCACUAUUCCUUUUAGGGAACCUUCUGGAUGUGAAGAAAGUUCAUGUUUGCGAUCACUAUUAGACAAGAGAGAUGCGUGGUUGGGUCCUUGGAUCCCUGGAAGGGAUUGGUUUGAAGAUGAACUUAGAGCUUUUCAAGGAGGGAAAGAUGGGAUGAUGCCUUGUGUCUGGGAGAAUGAACUUUAUACUUUUCCUCAGCCGGAGACAACAGGUAAGAUGCUGGUGAACCAGAUGCUUUUGGGCUAUGGAAUGCUUUUUGCCACUCAGGAUCGCAGUGGAAAGCUCUCACUUCUUGGCAUGAUUGAGCAGUGCCUGAAAGUGGGAAAGAAGCAAGCAUGGCAUGCAGCCAGUGUCACCAAUGCAUGUGUUGGCUUACUCGCUGGGCUCAAGGCUUUUGUUGCUUUACGUCCCCAGCCAUUGGGUGCUGACAUAUUAGGUUCCGCACAAGCUAUCUUUCAGGGUAUUCUAGGAGAGGGGGACAUCUGCCCAGCUCAACGUAGAGCAUCAUCAGAAGGUCUUGGUUUAUUAGCUCGUCUUGGAAAUGACAUCUUCACAGCAAGAAUGACGCGAUCACUGCUCGGAGAUCUAAUUGGGGCAACAGAUUUAAGUUAUACUGCAUCAAUUGCCGUGUCACUUGGUUGCAUCCAUAGGAGUGCAGGAGGAAUGGCAUUAUCUACUUUGGUGCCUACGACAGUGAGUGGUAUCUCCUCACUUGCAAAAAGUCCGACCUGUGGUUUACAGAUCUGGGCUUUGCAUGGACUUCUCUUGACCAUAGAGGCUGCUGGCUUGACUUAUGUGUCCCAAGUGCAGGCGACUCUCUUGCUUGCUAUGGAAAUUCUCAUGUCUGAUGAAACUGGAUGGGUUGAGCUCCGACAAGGGAUAGGACGCCUUAUCAAUGCUAUUGUUGCCGCCCUUGGUCCUGAACUUGCCCCUGGAAGCAUCUUCUUUUCACGCUGCAAGUCUGUCGUGGCAGAGAUAAGCUCUGGGCAAGAAACAUCAAUACUUCUCGAGAGUGUACGAUUUACACAGCAACUAGUACUUUUUGCCCCGCAAGCUGUUUCAAUGCACUCUCACGUUCAAACUCUUCUUCCAACUCUGGCAUCACGACAGCCAGCACUUAGGCAUUUGGCUGUUUCAACUCUACGUCAUCUUAUAGAAAAGGAUCCGGUUGCCAUUAUUGACGAGAAAAUUGAAGAGAACUUGUUCCAUAUGUUCGACGAGGAAACUGAUUCUGAGAUUGGCAAUUUGGUGCGCGCCACAAUUACACGUUUGCUUUAUACGUCUUGCGCAUCAUGUCCAUCACGCUGGAUAUCAAUAUGUCGUACCAUGGUUCUUGCUAUGCCAGCAAUGAGAAACACCAGAUCAGAUUCUGAUCCUGUAAACUGUGCGGAUGGUGAAUCUAGUUUGUAUAAUGGAGAUAAUGAAAACAUGGUUACAAGACAUGGAGGACAGAAGCUUGGUUCUGCGAGUGGACUUUCGAGAAUUGAUUCUAAAAGAGAUAAUCAUCUCAGAUAUCGGACAAGGCUUUUUGCCGCAGAGUGCUUAAGCGAUGUACCCGCAGCUGUUGGGAUGAACCCUGCCCAUUUUGACCUCUCUCUGGCAAGGAAAGCUUCUUCAAGUGGACAAGCUCAUGGUGAUUGGCUUGUACUGCACAUACAAGAGCUAAUUGCACUUGCUUAUCAGAUUAGCACAAUGCAAUUUGAGAGCAUGCAGCCGAUAGGUGUGAGACUCCUAAGUACCAUAGUUGAAAAGUUUGAAAAGAUACCAGACCCUGAUCUCCCAGGACAUUUUCUCAUGGAACAGUAUCAGGCACAACUUAUUUCUGCAAUUCGAACUGGUCUUGACACAUCCUCAGGGCCUCUACUACUGGAAGCUGGCUUGCACCUUGCAACCAAGAUUCUAACAAGCAGCAUUACAAGUGGGGAUCAAGUUGCAGUGAAGCGUAUAUUUUCAUUAAUCUUACGCCCACUGAAUGAUUUCAAGGACCUAUACUAUCCUUCAUUUGCUGAAUGGGUAGCAUGCAAGAUUGAAGUUAGACUUUUAGCUGCCCAUGCCACCGUCAAGUGUUACACGUAUGCACUGUUGAGAAGACAACACAGUAAAGUUCGCGAUGAAUAUCUUGCAUUGAUGCCACAGUUUUCAAAAGCCUCGGGUCGUUUGGGGAAGCACUGGAUGUCAAUUCUGAAGGACUACAGUUACAUUUGCUUCUGCUUACAGUCUAACGUCAACUAUAAACCAUUCCUGGAUGGCAUCCAGUCACCACUGGUUUCUUCAAAGUUACAGUCAUGUCUAGAAGAAGCCUGGCCUGUGAUUCUGCAAGCAAUUACACUUGAUGCAGUUCCUGUUAAGCAGAAAGUCGGAGAAUCCUCUGAAGAAACUGAUGAAAAUUUUGUUAGAAAUGAUCUUAUAUCUGGAUAUAGAAUGGUCGAACUCGAGUCCAAAGAAUUUCGUUUUCUUUGGGGAUUUGCAUUGCUUGUGCUGUUCCAUGGACAGCAUCCAGUCAAGCGCCUUCAACUUCUCCAUGAAAAUACAAAGUCUAGUGAAGAUUCAAAGCUUGAAGAAUCAAACUAUCAGGGUUUGAAGUUUUUUGAUAUUGCUCUUCUGGUCUUUCAUUCUCUUUCGACGGAGAGGUUUUUUAGUGCUGGAUUUCUUAGUGUGGACAUUUCGAGAGAACUACUGCAGAUAUUCACUUAUGCCUUCCAGACAGAAAAUUCACAGAUGAGUCUUGUGGUUCCUGUGCUAUUACAGAUUGUGAAAGUAAGCACAGAUGACUUCUUUGAAGCUGAAGACUUCGCAUCCAUAGCAAUGGAACUUUGUGUGGUGCAUAUCUAUAAAUUAUUUCAUAGUUCUAAUACAAGCUCACAAGAUGAUCUCAGUUGUGAAGAUUUGGUUUCUGCAUCAGUUGAGACUGCUGAGAUACUGAUACACCGUUUCAAGUCACAGAUGAAGUUGAACACAGUGAUCGCCUGUUUGAUGACAAGCUACAAUUGUCUUAGAGGUGCUUCAACUGAUUCAGGCUUAUUGAAGGUUGUUUCUUUGGUUCAGAGUAUGGGAAGUCUUUUGAGGAAACAUAUUAAGUAUGCUAAACUGGAUGCUGAUGGUUUUGCACAAUUGAAGACAGUCUUCGAAGCUUGGCUUUUUGUGAUUAUUAACUUGAGCCAGGACUGCACCAAGGGCAUACACAUGCAGGAGAAUAAGAAAACAAACCUAUGCAAAUUAUUGCAAAUGAAGCUUGCCUUUUGCCUUGAGCAAGCUUUUUCAAUUGCUAAGUUGGCUCAUGAAACUCAACUUCUUGUAGAGAAUGAAGACAUAAACAAGCUCUUGUUCUCUGUCUACAAAUGUUGCUGCAAAUGCCUCCAAAGAACUCUCACGGACUCCAAUAUGCAGGUUCAAAUUAGUGCAUUACAAGUGCUGAAAAGCAUGGCACAAAAAGAUCUAGGUGAUGGCUCUAAUGUGGAUAAUAGCCCUUUCUUUAUGUUCUUUGUUGGGGAACUCUUUGAAGAAGUUUUCAAUGUUGUAGAAAAUGCGUUGAAGAAACCAAUGAGAAAGGAAUCAGCGACAGUAGUUGGUGAAUGCUUGAGAUUGUUAGUCCUCCUACAUGCAUCGUCUAAAGAGGGGAAAUGUCAGAAAGGCCUUUUAAAUCUAUUUCUGGAGGCUGUGAUCAUGGUUGUCUCUGCAUCAUCUGAUGAUAGUUCACAGGAAGUUCUUGAGAUUAGGAGCACAGCGGUGAGGCUUGUUUCUCAUAUUGCUCAAAUGCGUUCCUCUGCCAUUCACUUCAAGGAUGUUUUGCUUGCUAUGCCAGUCACUCAGAGGCAGCAACUUCAGGAUAUCAUACGUGCAUCUGUUGCUGUGGAUCAGAAGCCAGUGCAGACAAAAGCAGUUGCCUCACCUCUCAUAAUCAAGCUCCCACAGCAAACAGAACACACUAAAAGAGAUGAUCCCCAAGUCUCUGAAUUCACAUCUUCAUCUAAGCACUCUGAGAAAGAUGAAAUGGAGGAAGAGGACGACUGGGACUCUUUCCAGUCUUUUUCUGCCGCUACUGAUACGGCAGCAGAAGCUGAUGCAAAUUCUCAAGGGAAUCGGCAGAAUCCAGAGGAACAAAAGGCGGUUGACCAUCCUUCUCUUGCAGAUGAAAAUGAUUUUGACGAUAAUGAUGAUUUUCAAGAGUUCUCUAGUUCAUUACCCCCUGAGAAUGAUAAAGAAAGUUAUGAUUCUAAGUUUCCGGAGGGUGGUAAAGAGAAUAUAGGAGAGGAGCAUGAUUUUUCUGCUGCCCAAGUUUCAGAAAGUAUCUCUAAGUUGUCGGAUGACCACUUAAUUGAAUCUGAUGGUUCUGAUCAUAAAGCUUUUGAAGCCAACACAACAAGGUCGACACUCGGCAAUUUCUCAGAAGACGAUGAAAAGGAAACCAAAGAAACUCAUAAGUCUGGCGAUCAUCUUGAAGGAUCGGAUAUUUCUGAUGAUACAGUUUUGGAAGCUAACAUAAGGUGUUCAACAGAUGACAGUUCUUCUGAUAACAGCGACAAAAAACCCAACAAAACCCUAAAAUCAGAUCAGCAUCUUGGUGGAACUGAUGAUUCAGUUCAUAAAGUUUCAGAAGCCAAAACAAGAACUUCAACCAACGACAGUUCUUCAGAAGACGGUGAAAAGAAAUCUGACGUGACUCAAAAUUCAUCUUGUGUUGAAUUGCAUCCCGAGGAAGUUGGUGAUGAUGAGAGGGAGAUCUUGAGUAGACAAGAAGUGGUUGUUGUGGAUGAUCUUCAAGAGUUCUCUGAAGCCCAAACACUGGAUGCUGAAUCAGACAAGGGAACAACUAAACAAGAUUUAAUAGAAAGUAUAAGUAGUAGUAGCUGUAGUGAAGAAAAUGCAGGAGAGUUAACUUAACCGGUUGCCAGAGACCAUCCUCAGUUCUGAAGCUGUCAUUAUAUGCAGCGUCAGUGGUGGUAUCGAGGAUCAGAUAUAAUUUUGCUGUUAUUCAUUCUAUAUAUUUCUGGUUGAUAAUCUUAUAUCAGGUAUCACCAAUUCACUACAUGCAUGUCCAUACCUUUUUGAGCAAAAUUGGCGUUUUCAAUCCAGUGUACUUGGCUAUGUUUGUAGAUCCCGUUUGUCGGUUUAUGACUUGCA